CUUACCCCACCUCUCACACCCCCCCCCCCCAUCAUCACAAUGUCUUUCCUCUUUGGCGGUGCCCCCAAGAUGUCCUCGGAGCAGAAGAUUGCUGCCGCUGAGACCGAGGUGGAGAUGAUCUCCGACAUGUUCAACCGCCUGACCGAGUCCUGCACCAAGAAGUGCAUCCCCAACGACUACCGCGAAGGCGAUCUCAACAAGGGCGAGUCUGUCUGCCUCGACCGCUGCGUGUCCAAGUUCUUCGAGGUCAACAUCAAGGUCAGCGAGAAGAUGCAGGGUGAGGCCGCCAACCGACAGGGUGGCAUGGGCAUGGGCAUGUAAACUGUUGAUUGAUAUACUCUGGGGCUCAAAACUGUUUCCAUUUAUGUAUUUGUAUCAUUGAUUGGGUCUUUUCUUUUCUUUUUCUUUUCUUUUUUUCCGGGGAAAGUUGUGCGUGCAUAUCGUCAGGAUUUGUUGCGCUACGUUUGCCCGUGAUGACAUGGUUCUGGCAUUUUGGAUGACAUUGUCUCUCGCAUAGAAAGUGGGAAUGGUCUUUGGGAUCAGAUAGCAUUGGGAAUGAAA
Molecule: messenger RNA, 561 nt
Organism: Aspergillus japonicus CBS 114.51
Lineage: Eukaryota; Fungi; Ascomycota; Eurotiomycetes; Eurotiales; Aspergillaceae
Product: Tim10/DDP family zinc finger protein
Exons: 2
Coding region: 40-321 (93 amino acids)
Biological process (GO): protein insertion into mitochondrial inner membrane
Cellular component (GO): mitochondrial inner membrane
Source: RefSeq, a predicted model, not a curated record